UGUGUGUGACUAUAAUGAUGAUUCACCGUAUCUGAGCUGUUCUCUGUGUUUCCAGGCUCCGCUCAUGUCCUGUCAGCUGACGAGGCAGAGAAACACUCAAUUCAUGAUGUGGUGAUGCCGCUGCCCGGGUUUGACGUCAUCUACCCCGCUCAUAGCGUGGGUCGAGGAUACAGAGACAUGCUGAGCGCCGAUGACCUGGACAUCGAUAACAUGAGGCACAAAGUUCGGGAUUAUUCUCUGGCCGGUGCUUACAGAAAAGUCCUCACACGGCCCAGCGACGUCAGCUGGGAGCUGAUUCAGUACGAUGAUCCACGAGUGCCUCUCGUUCACACAGAUGUGGAGAAAUUAGAAAACGCUCCAGCUCCAGUUUACCUCACAGGUCCAGAACAUACACACUUUUACUCAGUGAUCUAAACAGGGUGUUCCUCA
Messenger RNA from Megalobrama amblycephala (Wuchang bream), 429 nucleotides. RefSeq names its product pseudouridylate synthase 7 homolog. Lineage: Eukaryota; Metazoa; Chordata; Actinopteri; Cypriniformes; Xenocyprididae. Gene Ontology annotation, cellular component: nucleus. Bases 115 to 414 code for a protein of 99 amino acids. Gene Ontology annotation, molecular function: pseudouridine synthase activity; RNA binding. The transcript is spliced from 3 exons. The record is from RefSeq and is a predicted model, not a curated record. Gene Ontology annotation, biological process: pseudouridine synthesis.